Molecule: messenger RNA, 2049 nt
Organism: Megachile rotundata (alfalfa leafcutting bee)
Lineage: Eukaryota; Metazoa; Arthropoda; Insecta; Hymenoptera; Megachilidae
Gene: vnc
Product: GNAT family N-acetyltransferase vnc
Biological process (GO): N-terminal protein amino acid acetylation
Cellular component (GO): NatA complex
Molecular function (GO): protein-N-terminal-glutamate acetyltransferase activity; protein N-terminal-serine acetyltransferase activity
Source: RefSeq, a predicted model, not a curated record
UCGCUAAGCGAUGACAAGAUAUUCAUUUAUUUGAUUGGAGGGGGGAAAAUUUAUAACCUAUACGCGCACAACUCCGUUACGAAUUCAAAAUGGCGUAUUAUCGAUGACAGAAAAAACGUAGGCGAAUUUACGUUUCGACGUUGUGCUAAAUUCGUCGUUUGUGUUUCUAUAUUUGGUGAAUUUAAUUGUCUUGCCAGGAAAGUAAGAAACAGAAAGAGGUUAUGACACUAUUCCCGUGUGUGUCAUUCUAGGAAGUUCGUUAUAUAUUCAUAGUCGAGGUACGGAUUUAAUAAUGCAGGAAAUCGUCCUAGCAGCCUUCUCCGUGAUAUCGAGUCUACUCAUAGUAUUUGGCCUGGUGCUGCUGGGUAAGAACGACAGAUAGUAACGUUCCGUUAUUGCUGCGCGGUAUGCAGAGAGUUUCGAAACCUUGUUACCCGAGCUGUCGAAUAGUCAUAUAGUUUCGAAGUCGAAGGUUGGUAUUUAGUUUGGAAAUUUUUCCUUUCACGGUUCAGAUUCGUUCGAGAAUUAUUGGGUGGAAUGAGUGAAUCCUCGUCUGUCAAUGAUUUAAAGAACGGUAGAUCACGUAUCAAAAAAAUUCGCAGGGACUAAGGCCCAGUUAAUUCGAACCGAUAACUUACUAGGCAAUAUUCAAGGAGUCUUCUAAGGAAAGAACCGACCAAAGUAAAUUUGUCUUUCAUUUGUAUAUCUAUAAUAUUUUAACUUGCGAAAAUGUCUAUAAAUAUACGCUGUGCAACAACAGAUGAUUUGUUAAAUAUACAACAUUGUAACUUACAAUGUUUACCUGAAAAUUAUCAAAUGAAAUAUUAUUUGUAUCAUGCACUUUCUUGGCCACAAUUGAGUUAUGUAGCCGAGGAUGAAAAAGGCAGGAUAGUAGGAUAUGUCCUUGCUAAAAUGGAAGAGGACUGUGAGGAUAAUCCACAUGGACACAUUACUAGUUUGGCAGUAAAAAGAUCUCAUAGAAGACUUGGUAUUGCACAAAAACUGAUGAAUCAGGCCUCUAGAGCAAUGGUUGAAUGUUUUGGAGCAAAAUAUGUUUCCCUACAUGUUCGUAGAAGUAACCGAGCAGCUUUAAAUCUAUAUACAAGCAGCUUACAAUUUGAAGUGUCAGAAGUUGAACCUAAAUAUUAUGCCGAUGGAGAAGAUGCAUAUGCUAUGAAACGGGAUCUUAGCAGUUUCCAUAUGGAAAAAAAUGCAGCAAAAGAGAAAGCUAACAAGGAUGGCAAUACGCACACACAUACUGGCAGAUGCUGCGAUCGUUCAUAGUCAGCUUUGAACAUUUAUUUAUAAUUAGGUUCCAAUUGAUUUCUUGCAUUAUUAGUUUCAUACUUCUUAGAACUAAAUUUGUCACACAUGGGUAUUUUUCAUAAAUGAAUCUGUAUGAAAAGAACGGAAAUAUUGUAAAUCAAGCAUUACAGCUUGUAUAUUUGAUGUGUACAUUUUACUAUUGCAACAACUUCGCAAAUACUUAAACAGUGUGAUCCAAAAUUGGCUCUGGCCUGUUAUGAGGGUUCCUUCACUGCAUAUCCAUUCUUCUUAUGCAAAUUGUGGUCUACUAGUCAAGAAUGUCAGUAAAUACAAUUUUUUAAGGAGACAGUUAAGUGAUUUAAGUUAAGAAUAUCUUAAGUAUAUAAAUAUAAUGUAGCCCAUUUAUUUGGAUUUAUUCAUUAAAUAUAGAAAAAAUUGUUCUUUUAUGAUUGUAUUUAGAAAAAUACUUUACUGACAGUCUUGACAUGAUUAGCAAACCACAACCUGUGUUAACUAAUUUUGGAUUACUCUAUACUACAGUAUUUGUGUUCAUUCGAGCCUUACUUAAGACAUAUGAAAUGUUUUAUAUGUACUACUACGAAGAGGUGUAUUUGUUAAUAAUUAUGAAAGGAGUAGACAACAGACGUCUAAACUAUUGUAUGUACUUCAUCAUAAAUUGAGUUAAAAUGUUUCUAAUGAAUGUAUUUGCGUGUAGUUAAUUGAUAUAUCAUGUUAUUUAUGACCCAUGAAUCUUAAUAUAAUAAAGAAACUAAACUGAAGAAA